GGCUAUGUACCUUGGCUUUCAACACCAACACAUUUCAACAUUCACUCACAAAGCCGAGAAGUCUCCACUCUCAAAAGUACAAAUUCUUCAAAAUGUCAGACAACCCGCCACCAGAAUGGAUGCCCUCAUCAUCUCCAUCACCCUCCAACGCCUCACCCAUGCCUCUCGCCGAUAGUGAAGGACCGGGCAGCGGCGCUGCAUCUCCAAACUUACCACUCACUAUGUCCGCCUCAGUGGUGCUGGCUGAUCUACCACGGGAUGCGAGCGCCGCACUUGCAACUGCUGGAGCCUUCAAGGCAGACAAGGUUGUAGUGCGAUUUAAGCCCGUGGGGUCUGCUCCGUCGUUGGCGCAAGAUGUGUGCAAGAUUAGCGCGACAAGGCGCUUUGAAGAGGUUGUGAGAUAUCUCAGGAAGAAGCUGAGGUGCAAAGAGACAGACAGUGUCUUCUUGUACGUCAACAGUGCCUUUGCGCCGUCUUUGGACGAGGUUGUGGGUAACCUACAUCAGUGCUUUAAAAAUGCCCACGGUCAACUUGUGGUUGCCUACUCUCUCACUCCUGCUUUCGGAUGAUGCUAAAAAGGCUGAAUUCUUCUAUCUGGAUAUACGAAAGGCUAUGACAUCUACUCAACCCAAACUCCGAGCUAUGCGACCUCUAUGACUGCGCUGCGACACACGAAUUCGACAUGCUUGCCUCUCCAAAACAUCAUGGAACUACUUCUGGGGUAUCAUCAUCUCAUCUCUAGGAAUCCUUCACCGCCUUAGUAAAGUUCUCAAGUUCCUCCGCCGAAAUGGGAUAUGUGUGCUCAGGAGCAGGAUAUUGGCGCGACUUGACUUCAUCCCGAUACGCCUCGAUGGCUCUCAAGCUCUCGCCCCAGACAUCGCCAUACUUCUUUACAAAUUUGGGCAGAAAUCGACCGGGAGGGAAGUUUCCAAUCAUAUCUACUUGUACCAGGACUUGGCCCGAGGUACCGUUGCCAGCGCCAAUACCGAUGGUGGGAAUGGAGAGCUUUUCAGUAAUGAGCGCGGCCACCUCAGCAGGAACUGCCUCAACAACCAUGGCAAAACAACCAGCUUCUUGAAGAGCAAGGGCAUCUUCAAGAAUGCUCAUUGCACCACUACUUGUCUUGCCCUGGACACGGAAGCCACCAAGUGCGUUUUGUCGCUGAGGGGUCAAGCCAAUGUGGCCAAGAACAGGAAUGCCAGCGGUGGUAAUCUUCUUGAUAGUAGGGGCCAUCUCCUUACCACCUUCAAGCUUGACACCCUGGACACGGCCUUCCUUGAUGAAACGGAUAGCAGUAGCAAGAGCCUGGUCAGGACUAAUCUCAUAUGUGCCCAUGGGUAGAUCUCCAACCUACUGGGAUUAGUUUAUUACUUGCAUAUAGAAAGACAGGGGUCUUACAGUGAAAGCCGACUUUGUCGCUCUCGCAACAGACCGACAAUGUAAAAGCAUCUCUUCCAAGAUAAUCUCACUCGUAUCCUCCAUACCAAGUGCUACCAUGGCGAGACUGUCUCCCACAAGGAUGAUGUCCAUACCAGCAUGGUCAGCGACAUGACCACUGGGGAAGUCAUGAGCUGUCAUGACGGUGAUGGGAUCACCCUUGCGGUGCAUGGAACGAAGAGUUCCGACAGUGACCUUCUUACGUUGAACGGCCGGAGGUGCACCCAUGGGAGAGUGAGAGCUGUACCGGGUUUGCGCCGCACCUCCGAUGAUGAGGGGCCGAAUGGCUCGGCCGAGGGUCCGGGAUGCCGGCCGAGUGGACGGGACGGACACCCGGGAUAGGAGAGAGGCACAUGACCUCAUGGUAGGAUUGAUAAGAGAUGACAUGAGGCAGGGGAGAAGAUAGGAGUGAAGGGAAGUGUUAGUAGAGUGGGUUGAGGCGAAGAUAAGGUGUCGCGUGCUUUGUCAGGUCAAGUUGGGAGUGACAGAAACUUGAGGUACUUGCAGGCAGAUCUCAGACCGACAGAGACAGUGGCUCAAGAAGUCUAUAGUGAUCCUUUUUGAAAGGGGAAAAAUUAUGAAAGAAGUAUCUUAGCUAAUGCUGUUUCGUUUAUGACAGUUAGAGUUGCGAUCUAGUCAGAAAGUCGGGGAAAGCAAAGGUUUU
This is a messenger RNA of Fusarium odoratissimum NRRL 54006, 2101 nucleotides long. RefSeq names its product autophagy-like protein 12. Gene Ontology annotation, biological process: autophagy of mitochondrion; autophagosome assembly; nucleophagy. The record is from RefSeq and is a predicted model, not a curated record. Gene Ontology annotation, cellular component: cytoplasm; phagophore assembly site membrane; Atg12-Atg5-Atg16 complex. Bases 93 to 569 code for a protein of 158 amino acids. Lineage: Eukaryota; Fungi; Ascomycota; Sordariomycetes; Hypocreales; Nectriaceae. The transcript is spliced from 2 exons.